AUGCUGGACGCCAGCAUCGCUAUAGCUGCUAUCGUUGCCUGUCAAAGUGAUCUGAUUUGUAACGUGGAUGUGGGUGGUGCGGAAGAUGUUGUAGCCUGGGAAUAUGGUCGGCAACAGAAGGCGUGGGCGGCGCAAGGAAAACGCUCGCUCAAUGCUUGCGCCCGUUCUGAGCCUGCUCGUUCUCUUCGAGCCCGGAACAUCAAGCGCCGUGAACUCAAGACCCGCGAGCUUCGUGAGAGGCUAGCCACAUCUGACAAAUCUCGUAUGAACCUUCGCACUGCGGCUGACCUCGCGAAGUGGGACGCUAUCAGCCACAAUCAAACCGGAGUUUCUAAUGCGGCCACCGUCUUUGAUACUGAAACCAGCUGUAUUUUCGCGCCUGUUAUUAUCGAUAGUCCUUACUCGUCUGGGGGAGUGCCCAUGCACGUGGAGAUUCAUGGAAUUUCCGACCAAGGAAACUAUGCAGCUGAUGGCUGGAACAGCACGUACUUGCGAGACAUUCAGCCUACUGACAAGGACGGUGUUGUUUUCUUUGAUACCAUCUUCCCUGGUCACUACUCCGGUCGUGCAACUCACACUCAUCUUCUAAUUCGCAGCAACGCGACCCUGCUGCCCAAUGGGACGCUUCUCGUGAACUCAGGCUCUAUCACCCAUAACGGUCAACUGUUCUUCCACGAGGAGCUGCGCUCCGCUGUAGAGGCAACAUAUCCCUACAAAACCGACACAAUUGCUGUCACUAGCAACGCCGAUGAUCAGUGGGCUAAGCGGAGUAUGACCCCUUCGAGGACUAUUGCUGCCUAUAUCCAGGCUGAUGGUGGCUUUGAGAUCACUGGCGCUCAUAAGUUCACAAGGGGCAAUGAUUUCUGCACGGUUAUUAUCUAUUCCCAGAACUACGGGUGA
Messenger RNA from Penicillium soppii, 900 nucleotides. RefSeq lists its product as uncharacterized. NCBI's taxonomy places the organism in Eukaryota, Fungi, Ascomycota, Eurotiomycetes, Eurotiales, Aspergillaceae. Gene Ontology annotation, molecular function: iron ion binding; oxidoreductase activity, acting on single donors with incorporation of molecular oxygen, incorporation of two atoms of oxygen. Bases 1 to 900 code for a protein of 299 amino acids. The transcript is spliced from 5 exons. The record is from RefSeq and is a predicted model, not a curated record.